Trichoplusia ni (cabbage looper) is the source of this 922-nucleotide messenger RNA. RefSeq lists its product as uncharacterized. Gene Ontology annotation, biological process: sensory perception of smell. The transcript has 8 exons. Lineage: Eukaryota; Metazoa; Arthropoda; Insecta; Lepidoptera; Noctuidae. Bases 45 to 866 code for a protein of 273 amino acids. Gene Ontology annotation, molecular function: odorant binding. The record is from RefSeq and is a predicted model, not a curated record.
UUCACACAUUUGUAUUGCGAAGACACGUGCUACAGUUCUGAACCAUGUUGAUUUUGUUUGCCUCUUUUUUGAUACUAAGUGGAGUUUUCUCUCAAAAUGCAAAGGCACAAACACUGGAAGAUUUAAAGCAGAGCUACGUGGAGAUGAUAAUCCAAUGUUCCAAAAUCUUCCCAAUCAAGCCAUCGGACAUGGUACUCCUUAAACAGAAGAUAAUGCCGGACAACGAGGAUAUGAAGUGUCUUUUCGCUUGCGUCUACAAAAACGCUGGAAUGAUGAACGAAAAAGGUGAAUUAUGGGUUGAAGGAGUAAACAAAUUGACACGACGGUAUUUACCCAAUGAUCCUGUCCGACUACAAAAAAGCGAGAAGUUUACAGAGGAAUGCAAAAGUGUCAAUGACAUAGCAGUCAGCGACGGUCAGCGAGGAUGUGACAGAGCUGCCCUGAUCUUCAAAUGCACCGUCGAAAAGGCCCCGGACGCACUGACGGAAGAAGAACUCAAAAUGGAGUUUAUGAAGCUGAUCAUGAAAUGCAACACGGAUUCAGGAGUGGAUGUCAAUGAGCUGAUGCAGUUGCAAAGAUACGUGGUGCCGACGAAGCCUGCGACCAAGUGCCUUUUAGCCUGCGCUUAUAAAGCAGCAGAAAUAAUGAACUCCAAAGGAUUGUAUGAUAUCGAACACGGUUACAAGGUAGCCGAGAUGAUCAAGAACGGAGAUGAAAAACGGUUAAUCAACGGAAAGAAAAUGGCUGACAUCUGUGUUAAAGUGAAUGAUGCAAAGGUGUCGGACGGGGAAAAAGGUUGUGAUAGAGCGGCGAUGAUCUUCAAAUGCACAGUAGAAAAUGCUCCUAAAUUUGGGUUCAAGCUAUAAGUAUAUAAGAGACGAAAAGUUGUGAUGCUCCACAUUUAAAUAAUAUGAAUUUUAUU